GGAAAAUCUUGUCAAAGUAUUUCUCUGCCUCUUCUUCAUUUCAACAUCAUCCUCCCUCUUGACACACACUACACCAUAUCAACGCGACUAUGGCCGAAGAAUCCCCAAUCUCCUACGAAGACCUCGCCAACAUCGAGGAGGACUUUGAGGAAGUCGACACUGAAAUUGUUCGCCAGCAAUACGCGCUCUCUGCUCCUCUCUACGCCAAACGAUCCACGACCGUCUCUCAAAUCCCCAACUUCUGGCCUCUCGUCCUCGAACAAGCACCUCCCGAGCUCGACAGCUUCAUCUCCGCCUCCGACUCGCAAAUCUUCGGCGAAUCCCUCCUCGCCCUCAACGUAACCCGUCCCGAGCUCGAGAAUGGCGCCGCCGGCCACCCGCGAAGCUUGAAGAUCGACUUCACCUUCAAGCCAAAUGACUUCUUCGAGGACACCGAGUUGAGCAAGACAUUCUCUUACCGCCGCGCAAAAGAUGGAUGGACGGGCCUCGUUUCCGAGCCGGUGAAGAUCCACUGGAAAAAGGGCAAGGAUUUGAGCGAAGGGCUGAACGACAACGCGGUGGCACUUUUCGAAGCGAGGAAGAAGGCUGGGAAUAUGCUGGCUAGAGACAUCCCCGAGUACAAGAAGCUGCAAGAGAAAUUGGAGUCGCUGAAUGGCGCCAACACCUCUUUCUUCACAUUCUUCGGCUGGCGCAAGGCAGGAGAGAGGGUGGAAGUGCCGGAAGUCAGCGAGGAGGAUGAGGAAGCGGCGGACGAUUCCGAGGUGGAGGUGCACGAGGCCGGAGAGCAGGUGGCUGUGACAAUUGCGGAGGACUUGUGGCCGAAUGCGAUCAAGUUCUUCACGCAGGCGCAGGAGUUGGGAGAGAUGUCGGAUGUUGAUUUCGAGGAGGAUGAUGACGAGGAGGAGAGUGGAGAGGAUGAGCCGGUUGAUAUCAGGGCAUUGGUGGGUGGAAAGGACAAGGGCAAAGCUGCGAAGAGGUUGAGUGAUAGUGGUCCGCCCUCGAAGAAGCAGAAGAAAUAG
Molecule: messenger RNA, 1019 nt
Organism: Zymoseptoria tritici IPO323
Lineage: Eukaryota; Fungi; Ascomycota; Dothideomycetes; Mycosphaerellales; Mycosphaerellaceae
Product: nucleosome assembly protein family
Exons: 3
Coding region: 90-1019 (309 amino acids)
Biological process (GO): nucleosome assembly
Cellular component (GO): nucleus; chromatin
Molecular function (GO): chromatin binding; histone binding
Source: RefSeq, a predicted model, not a curated record